This is a messenger RNA of Schistocerca serialis cubense, 732 nucleotides long. RefSeq names its product L-xylulose reductase-like. Gene Ontology annotation, molecular function: L-xylulose reductase (NADPH) activity; carbonyl reductase (NADPH) activity. Gene Ontology annotation, biological process: glucose metabolic process; xylulose metabolic process. The record is from RefSeq and is a predicted model, not a curated record. The transcript is spliced from 5 exons. NCBI's taxonomy places the organism in Eukaryota, Metazoa, Arthropoda, Insecta, Orthoptera, Acrididae. Bases 1 to 732 code for a protein of 243 amino acids.
AUGGAAAUAAGUUUCAAGUCAAAAAGAGCUCUGGUCACUGGGGCAGAAAGAGGUAUUGGGAAAGAAAUUGCAAAGCAGCUUGUGAAGUGUGGCGCUGAAGUUGUUGCACUUUCACUCAACAAGGAACCAUUAGAACAAUUGGCCCGUGAAGUGAAUGUUACUACAAUUGCUGUAGACCUAAGUGAUUGGGAUAAAACAAGAGAAGCUGUGAAAUCAGCUGGACCUAUAGAUCUCUUGGUCAAUAAUGCAGGAGUAGUGAGCCUCAAUCCUUUUCUAGACAUUAAACCAGAAGAAUUUGACAGUACAUUUGCAGUCAAUGUGAAGCCCAUAAUUAAUGUCAGCCAGGUUGUUGUUGAAGGUAUGGUAAAGAGAAAGACUGGAGGGAGCAUUGUAAACAUCUCUUCACAAGCUUCACAGGCCGCUCUUCUAAAUCAUACAGUUUACUGUGCCUCAAAAGCAGCAGUUGAUCAGAUCACGAAAGUAAUGGCUGUGGAAUUAGGACCACAUAACAUUCGAGUGAAUACUGUAAAUCCCACAGUAGUUUUAACAGAAAUGGGUAGAUUUGCCUGGAGAGAUCCAGAAAAGGCAUCAAAGAUGCUGUCCGAGAUACCACUUGGCAAGUUUGCAGAGGUUGAAGAUAUUGUCAAUGCUGUUCUGUUUCUGUUAAGUGACAAAGCAGCGAUGGUAAAUGGAAUCACUUUGCCUGUGGAUGGAGGUUUCCUUGCCCGCUAA